Messenger RNA from Nicrophorus vespilloides, 575 nucleotides. RefSeq lists its product as uncharacterized. The transcript has 4 exons. Lineage: Eukaryota; Metazoa; Arthropoda; Insecta; Coleoptera; Silphidae. The record is from RefSeq and is a predicted model, not a curated record. Gene Ontology annotation, biological process: sleep; regulation of synaptic transmission, cholinergic; positive regulation of voltage-gated potassium channel activity. The coding region runs from base 56 to 529 and encodes 157 amino acids.
AGUAAACAGAUAUUUUGUUUUUCCAUCUAAAUUGUAUAAAAGUAGCUUCAUAAAAAUGCAUACACUCAGUUCGCUAAUAAUAUUUGUAGCUCUUGUAAAUUCGUCAUUUGCACUCUGGUGCUUCGAAUGUGUGAGCACACAACCAGGCUGCGGAGAUGACUUCAAUUAUUACUUCAUGUGGAGUCAUGUGUGCAAAGAGGAUAAUGAUAUUUGUGUGAAGAUUGAAGAAACCAAAGGAGCUGAAAAAGUAAUUACAAGAUCAUGCUUAAGUCGUAUUAAAGCAAUAAGAACUGAUAUACCACCAGAUACAUAUGAAGGUACCCGAUUGGCAGCCAAAGAUGUGAAAUUGGGACAUUACGUUAAUAAUUCAAUAAAAGAGCUUGAUAUUCACAGGACUUAUUAUGACAAAAUUGAAUACAGCUUCUGUUUCUUGGAUCAUCGCUGCAACAGUGCUCCCACCAGUUUUGGAUCAAACAUUGUUGUUGUUAUAAUGUUGGGUGCCAUUACAAUUUUAGCAGCUGUAUUAUAGUUUAUAUAUAUAUAUAUUGAUUUUUUUAUGUAUUGAUAUUAAAGAU